This is a messenger RNA of Linum trigynum, 5980 nucleotides long. The record is from the annotation of a GenBank genome assembly. Lineage: Eukaryota; Viridiplantae; Streptophyta; Magnoliopsida; Malpighiales; Linaceae.
GGCAUUCCAUUUUCAGCUGAUGCUAUGAAUUCUGGACAAUAGUCAGGUUAAAUUGAUAAUUUCAUCAUCGCUAUCUGAAAACACCAGCAAAUGAAGCAUGCAUAAUGACCAUAAUGGUUAAAAUGGUGACUUUAUGAAGUCUCGGAGCAUUUACAAUGGUGCAAAUGGAGGGAGUUGUAAGUUUAAGUGACAUGUGCUCGCAAGUAAAAAAGUGCAUGGCAUCAAUGUGAGGGUUAAUAUUGGGUUGUAUUAAAAAAAUAAGUAGAAUCCACAAUCACAAUUGCACGUGGAUAGUAUUGUGUUAGUAUGUGGUAUAAGAUUCAUUAUUGAACCUCCCAAAAACUCGACUUAUUCAAAUCAACUGAUUCUAACAUAGUAUCAGAGCCUUCUAUGAUAGAGAUGUCUUGAUUUGGAAUCUCCACGACCCCCAUUUGUUAAGCAUGGGGUAUUCGGACUUGUGUCAACUUCAAGCUUUUAUAAGUUAUGAGUGACUUUGUUUUGAGAAAGCGUGUUAGUCUUUGAUACAAAAUCUAAUAUUGAAUCUCUCGCAGCAAUUUAAUGGAAUCAACGGAUUUUUAACACAUUGUAGAUGUAGAUGAAAUGAAAGUGGAGAGCAUUGAAAUGACAAUAGCAAACACACUCGAAAAUGCAAAAGAAUUCUAUUGUUUGAGAUGCUCUGCCGCAAUUUUUCAUGUGUUCCCGAAAAGAAAUUAGUUUCAUAAGCUGCCCAGAACAAGACAACAUCAUUGCUUCUGGAGUUGGAAUGACAACUUGGUAUCGUACAACCUCUUUUAGUUGGAUUUUAUGCUUCCCUGCAAUACGUCGUCGUUUCAUGGUUUUUGUGCUUUUCACCUGUUACUGCUACCUAGUCAAGUUUCUAUUUCCCUUCGGCAAUCCCAGCCUCCCAGGCCAGUCGUCGCUCUUGGUCUCCCCUCUUCUAUUUCUUUCUUCUCCAGAAGCAAGCAGAUCAAUUUGCAGUAAGUAAGCAGCUGACAGAGAAUGCAACUCUCUCUCUCUUUCUAUCUCAUCUCGAUUCUCUUGUGGCGCCUUAGCUAGCUGCCGCCAUUGACGGAAACGACUGUAAGUCAUCUCUCUCUUUCCCUCUCUGCUCUUUAAAUUGUCGGAUCCUGAUCCGUUUUCUCUGCUGGUUAUGCACUAGCUUGGAUGUGGGCGAACAAUUACUUCGUGCUCGAGUCCUUGAACGUUCCCAUCUUCGAGACCACCCAGUCCUCAAUUUUCAUCAUCCUCUGUAUUCAGCUUGAACUUUUUUCAAUUUUUAGUUUCAGUCUUCGAUUUUUUCAUAGUUCGCAUGUUUAGUCUUCGAAGUAUCUUUCUUUCAUCACUGCUCUAUUCCUAUUAGAUGUGCCAUGUUGCUAAACUGAAAAAAAAGAUUUAAGCUUUCCUCGGUUCUUUUUCAGUUCAAAGCAAUACAAUAAGCCAGGAGUUUGUAUGAUUAACUCGAGUAAUCUACAGCUUUUAGAAUUAUGUAUGUGUUCUAAUUAGUUGAAGGCUUAACCAUGGCUGACUGACUUAAGUAGUAUUGUGUGUGUAUGGGAUGUUUUUGUGAAGAAAUGGAUUACUUGAAGUGGGCUGUGACGGUGAUUGCCCUGUUGCUACCGCCACUGAUCAUUCUCUACAAGCUAUGGCUGGGAAGGAGAAUUUCAAACAGGGCGAACAAUGUUGAUAAUGCCUCUCGAACGUUAGACUCUAUUGCUUCUGCUUCUGGUUCUGCAGAUUCUGACACUUUGCUGCCCCUACCAUUUGGAGAGUAUGAAGUGUUUCUGAAUUUUCGAGGUCCAGACACUCGUUAUCAGAUCACUGACAUCCUUUAUCGUUUUCUUGUUAACUUGAAAAUCCGCACGUUCAAGGAUGAUGAUGAGCUCCGGAAAGGGGAAGGGAUAUGGCCCAAUCUUGUCGAGGCUAUCGAGCAAUCCAAGAUCUAUGUUCCCAUCUUCUCUGAGAAUUAUGCAUAUAGCAAGUGGUGUCUCAAAGAGCUUGCUGUAAUUGUUGAACGGCAGGAGAGAAACCAAGGUUGCAUCAUACUCCCCAUUUUCUAUAUGGUGGAUCCCAGAGACGUACGACAUCAAAGUGGACCUUAUCUAAGUGCAUUUCGUCAACACGAGAAUUUCUUUGAUGAAGAGACCAUAAGAAUCUGGAAAGCUGCUCUGAAUAAGGUUGGAGCUUUGAAAGGAUGGCAUGCCAAAAGCAAUGACGAGCAGGGUGCUAUAGCAGAUCUUGUUACUGGUGUUGUAUGGUCACAUCUGAGUAAGAAUAAUGUUUUAGAGACUGAUAAGUUGAUUGGAAUGGAUGAUCACAUAGAAGUAGUAAAAGAAAGAUUGGCCCUAGACUCUCCAUGUACGACAAUUGUUGGCAUUCACGGUAUUGGUGGUAUAGGUAAGACCACUAUUGCAAAGGCUGUUUAUAACAAAGUAUCCCCUCAAUUCGAUCGCUGUAGCUUUGUGGAAGAUGUUAGGGAAAUGUUACAGCAAAGGGAUGGUAUUAUCAUUUUGCAGAAGCAUAUCAUCUCAGACAUUCUAAGGGUGAAGGACUUUGCUGAAUCCAUUGCCAAUAACAGUGCAGGAAUCAGAAUCAUAAAAGAUAGAAUUUCUCGUUUCAAAUUUCUUAUUGUUCUUGAUGACGUGGAUGAGAAGUUUCGAUUUGAUAAGAUAUUGGGAAACAUCAAGAAUUUUGUUUCGGGGAGUAGAUUCAUCAUUACGUCUAGAAACGUAAAAGUUUUGAGUACUUUGACUGAUGACUGCAAGUUAUAUAAAGUACUAGAAAUGAAUCAUUCUCACGCACUCCAACUAUUCUGCAAUCAUUCAUUCAAACAGGAUUCUCCUCCAUCUAGUUAUGAGACUUUGUCGAAUGAUAUUGUUUCUGUUGCAGCUGGACUUCCAUUGACUCUUAAAGUUGUAGGGUCACUAUUAUUUCAAGAGGAGAAAGUGAUUUGGGAAGACAAAUUGAGGCAGUUAAAAGAGAUUCCAGAGGAAGAGGUUAUGGAAAGGUUAAAGAUAAGCUAUGAUACAUUAAAUGAAGAGGCAAAGCAGAUUUUCUUAGAUAUUGCUUGUUUCUUCAUCGGAGAGGACAAAGAUCUACCUUCUUAUAUGUGGAGUGAUUGUGAUUUUUUCCCUAUAUCCAAUAUCAAUAUUCUUAGACAGAGGUCUAUGAUUGAAAUUGCAUCUCAUGAUUAUCAUAAACCAGAAUUUCUCCGAAUGCAUGAUCAACUUAGAGAUAUGGGUAGAGAAAUUGUACGCCAGGAAAGCAUAAGACAUCCAUGGCAGAGAAGUAGGAUAUGGUCGAAGAAGAUGACUCUCGACAUGUUACGUAACAAAAAGGAAACAAACAGAGUCGAGGGCAUUAGAACAUCCUAUGAGGGUGAUGGGGAGGGCCUCGAGAAAGAAUGCUUUAUGAAUUUAUCAGAGUUAAGAUGCUUUGACAUAAUAGCUACGGUGCUCUCUGUCGACUUUAGUAGUUAUCUUUUGAAUUUAAGAUGGCUUCGAUUGAAGAUUGGAUAUGGUGGGUUUAUGCCUAAGUUUUGUGUGGAAAAUUUGGUGAUUCUUGAAUUAUUAAGCCCAGUGAAGGAUGGUUGGAAAGGUUUGAAGCACAUCAAGAUGGCCAGCAAGCUCAAAGUGUUGAAACUUUCGGGUGAGUUUCUUAUUGAAUAUCCUCAGUUUCCACAUUCCAGGAGUCUAGAGGUAUUAUAUCUGGAAAAUUUUGGGCCUCAGUCAUCCCAUGAAGACUUGGAUAUUGGGAAUUUGCUGAACCUUAAAGUGCUGCUUCUGCGGUAUUGUGAGGUAAGAUCAAUUACGGGUGGAACCAUUGGGAUGAUGAAGGGGCUUCGGGAGCUCAACAUCACUGAUUUAAGGUUUCAGAAGAAUCUGAGAGAAGCCCUUGCUGAUAUUGGAGAAUUGCAGUUUCUCGAAAUCUUGAUAGUGGAGCUAAGAAAUGAGAAUUUAAUGCUGGAUACUAAGCUUCCACCAAGUUUGAAGGUGUUAGUAACUCCAUUUCCAAUUGCCAACCUUCCAGAGCUGCUAGAGUUGGAGAAACUAACAGUUAAUGAAUGUGAGCUGAAGAUCCCUCUAGCGGACAGUAGUAAUAUGUGGUGGAAGAUAUCCAAAUUGAAGCAUUUAAAGCUCUACAGGACAAAGAUCACUAUCCCAAUUAAUACUUCCUUGCCUCUGCUUCCAUCAUCACUGACCACCCUCCACAUCGAUUCUUGUUCCGAGCUGGAGUGCUUCCCAAGUCUUAAGAAUCUGGAGAACUUGACUGACUUAUCCAUCGAAUGCUGUCCCAUCCUCAAGGAGAUCCACGGUCUUGGAGGGCUGAAAUCUUUACGAACUCUGAGUAUAGUACAAACUGCAUGCAAUCUGGACGGUCUUGAGAGUCUCCACUCUUUGACGUCCUUGAAACUUACAGGUUGUGAUGCAUUGGAAAGACUGCCCAGCAUGGCGUCUUUGAGCAAGUUACUUGAUUUGGAUAUCUCUUUCUGUGAUAGUCUCACAGAAAUCCAAGGUCUUGGAGGGCUGAAAUCGCUGCGAAAGUUCAGGAUUUUUUGUGCAAAGAAUUUAACUCAUCUCCUCGGCUUUGAAACUCUCCUAUCUUUUAACAAGAUGGAAUCUUUAACCAUACAGUACUGUCUUAAUCUCACAUCGGUGCAAUUCCAUGACCUUGAUGAUGAACGCCUUAUAGAAGAAGUAGCACUCAACUCUUUACGGCAGCUAGACAUCUGUGGAACUAUGCCACUGCUGCAGAUCUUCUGCCGGAUGUUUCAGCUGUCAAUGUUCCCAAGUCUCACAGAGUUGACACUGACCGGUUUGGCGCAUGAUUACCAUUAUGAAGAUAUGGAAUUACGCCUGCAUGGGCUCGAGUCUAUGGUAGAGUUAGUCGAGUUGUCUUUGCAUACCAUGGUCUCAAUACGCAGACUACCUUCCUUGUCGAAGCUGCAAAACUUGAAAAAGUUAAUUGUCACGUAUGCUCCAAAUCUGCUGGAGAUUGAGGGACUUGCUGGUUUGAAAUCCUUGGAACACUUAAGUCUCACUGACUGUAGAUCUUUGGAAAGAUUGCCUGCAGAUCAACUAUCUGGUUUGAAGCAGUUGGAAAGUGUGUACAUUAGCGGUUGCACAAAGUUGAUUGAUCGAUCUUCUCUCAGUACACUACAGAAUGUAGAGAUACAGUGGUCAGAUUCUGAAACCGAGAGCUCGGAUGCAUAACUGGCGCAAAAGUCUAUUUUCUUACCUGCAACCUUUGAUGACUAAACGAUCUCGGUAUUUGGAUUAGUAAAGGUGACCUUCCCUACUAACAUAUUCUUAUUGUGCAGUUACAUUGAAUCUCUUGUUGUAAAUAGUGAAAUACUGAUAUGGUUGGGGGAUAUCUUCCUAUUUGGGGGUGCGUUUGACAUUAUUUUGCGUAAUUAGCUGAUUAGAUUAUCUUGUCGGUUGUCAGAUAAACAGGAUUUCAGGAUGGAGGAUCAUGGGAAAGCUGAUGAAGGAGGAUGUCCUUCAAUGGUUCCAUUAUGUGAGCAUUGCUCUCAGUCUCAGAUGGACAAUGUAUCUUCCCACCGGCGAAAGACAUUCACGUCAUUCGUCUGGCCCUUUCCAUAAUCUCGAGUCUUAACGUGUGCAUCGAUCUGAAUGUUUGAAUCUUCAUAUCGAUCGUAGGACGCUAUUUGAUUAUCUGGCUAUGCCUCUAACUACACUGGUGUGAGCUUUUGUGGUCUGUGCAUAAGCAUUAUACUGUGAUGUGCUGUUGAUGGGCUUUCUAGAUUCUGGGUAACACUCAGAACUAGCAGGUAGUCAUCAUGUUUCCACUGAUGAAAACCACAGUGACAAUAACGUCAGUUACUGGAGUUCUCAUGCCUAGUUGUACAUAUGAGUUGCAUAACACGAGGAAGACUGGCAAGCAUUAUGUCAUUGGCCCAAGUAUCUGGCUGCAUGGGCCGACCCUGCAAAAGAAAGGAGUCCGAUAAAACAAACGCAGGUAC